AUGAAAGAACCUACCCCUACAACAGAACACAACCUCCCCUCCAGACCCUUACCCCUAAAGGGGCGUAGCCUCCGCUUCCUCGUCAUCGGCGCCGGCUCCCGGGGCAACGCCUACGCCCGCGCCGUAACAACCAGCACCCCCGCGCGCAUCCACGCCGUCGCCGAACCGCACGCCUUCAAGCGCGCCGAUUUCGGCCGGAAGUAUAUCUGGGGCGAGGACGGGCGGCCAGCCGAGGGUCAGGAGUUUAGUGAUUGGAGGGAAUGGUUGGAGUGGGAGACGAGGCGACGACAGUCGCAACAGCCGGAAGGGGUGGAUGGAGGCGUGGACGGUGUCUUCGUCUGCACGCUCGACGAAACACACGUUGAGAUCGUGACGGCCAUAGCGCCAUUGGGGCUGCAUAUCCUCUGCGAGAAGCCGCUUGCGCUGUCGCUGGGUGAUUGUCUAGCUGUUUAUAAAGCAUUGUCGCCAGCCAGCGCCAGCGAUAGCAAGAGCCAUAACGGCGAUGCCUCCGGCGGGGACAAGGUCUUCUCCAUCGGCCACGUCCUCCGCUACAGCCCACACAACAUCCUCCUCCGCAAGCUCCUCCUCCUCGACCGCGCCAUCGGCGACAUCGUCUCCCUGGAACACACCGAGCCGGUAGGCUGGUGGCAUUUCGCACACAGCUACGUCCGGGGCAACUGGCGGCGCGCGACAGCCCAAGGCGACGGCUCCCUGCUUACCAAGUCCUGCCAUGAUAUCGACUUUAUCAUGUGGCUGCUGGCCUCUCCGCCGGAGUAUGUGACGGGGCAGGGAAGCACGCAGACGCACCACCCCCGCAGCAUCACCUCCACCGGCACCCUGACUCAAUUCCGGCGCGCCCGCAAACCACCCGCCGCAGGCGCAGCGACAAACUGCCUCUCGUGUCCUGCAGAGCGGGAAUGCAUCUACAGCGCUGUGCGGAUCUACCGCGACCUGCACCUGGCCCGCGGCGAGACAGGCUGGCCUGUUAAGAUCGUGGUGCCUGAUAUCGAGGACGUGUUGCGCUCGUCUGAGGAUAACAAGGCUGCAGCAGCGAAAGCCGAGGCGCAUCUCCUGGCCCGCCUGCGCGAGGACUACUCCCCUGCCGAAAUGAGCGACGAGGAGAUUGCGCAGCGACCGUGGUAUGGCCGGUGUGUCUACGAGGCGGACAAUAACGUCUGCGACGACCAGGUCGUGACCAUUACGUGGGAUGAGGAGGAGGAAUCACCAGUCAACGGGGAGGGGCGACGCGCCAAAACGGCCGUCUUCCAUAUGAUUGCCCCCACGGAGAAACAGUGCGAGCGCCGCGGGCGGGUCUACGGGACGCGCGGCGAGAUCGCCUACGAUAGCCGGACUAUCUCCAUCUAUGAUUUCGCGACGCGCUCGACUACCACCAUCGAGGUGCCCAAGCAGCCGCCCGAAGAGGAGGAGGCGCACGGCGGAGGAGACUACGGGCUGGCGCGCAGCUUCGUGCGUGCUGUGGAUGCGGUCGAGAAUGAGGGCUGGGAUGUGCAGCGCGCGCAGACCCAUUUCGUCGGCUGUACCCUGGAAGAAGCAGUUCGCAGUCAUGCCGUGGUCUUUGCGGCCGAAGAGGCCAGGCGGGAGGAAAAGGUCGUGCGGUGGAAAGAGUGGUGGGCCGAAAAGCUUACUGCGGCUGGCAUCGCAUGA
This is a messenger RNA of Aspergillus lentulus, 1665 nucleotides long. RefSeq names its product Gfo/Idh/MocA family protein. The record is from RefSeq and is a predicted model, not a curated record. NCBI's taxonomy places the organism in Eukaryota, Fungi, Ascomycota, Eurotiomycetes, Eurotiales, Aspergillaceae. Gene Ontology annotation, molecular function: nucleotide binding.